AUGAACUUCAAGAUCAAUGGGUGAGUGGGCGGGACUUGACCAAAUGCAGACAUGGCGGCGUCCUUAGACGACGAUUUUGAGUUGAAUAACCAGGAUUACUACUCGCUGCUAAACGUCAGGAGGGAGGCUUCACCUGAGGAGCUUAAGGCAUCAUAUCGCAGGCUGUGCAUGCUCUACCAUCCUGACAAACAUCGAGACCCAGAGCUGAAACAUCAGGCUGAGCAGCUGUUCAACCAGGUGCACCAAGCCUACGAAGUGCUGAGUGAUCCUCAUUCCAGGGCCAUCUAUGACAUCUUUGGGAAGAAAGGGUUUGAAGUCGAGGGCUGGGAGGUGGUGGAAAGGAAGCGAACUCCAGCAGAAAUUCGAGAGGAAUAUGAAAGGCUGCAAAGGGAAAGAGAAGAGAGAAGACUGCAGCAAAGAACUAACCCCAAGGGAACCAUCAGUGUUGGUGUGGAUGCAACAGACCUGUUUGACCGCUAUGAUGAGGACUUUGAGGAAAUGCCUGGAGGAGGGUUUCCUCACAUUGAAAUCAAUAAGAUGCACAUUUCCCAGUCUAUAGAGGCUCCUUUGACAAACACAGACACAGCAGUGCUGUCUGGUUCACUGUCUACACACAAUGGAAAUGGAGGUGGCAACAUUAAUGUCACUGUGCGCAGGGUCACAUCAGCCCAGGGCUGGGGAGAGGUGGAGUUUGGUGCUGGAGAUAUAUUGGGACCUCUCAUCGGGUUAAAGGUGUUUCGUAAUCUCACACCGCGGUGUUUUUUAACAGCCCAGUGGGGUAUGCAGUUCUCCCCUCGAGGUUUGCGACCAAGCUGUUCUCUGAUGACAGCCCGCCACUUGGACCAGAACACGAUGGGAUAUCUGCAGUGGCGGUGGGGGCCCAACAGUGCCAUGACCACCAGCCUAGUCAGAGACACAAAGACCAGCCACUUCACUCUCGCUCUGCAGCUGGGUGUACCGCAUUCCUACCUGAUGAUGAGCUACCAGUACAAAUUCCAGGAUGAGGAUCAGACCAAAGUGAAAGGCUCUCUCAAGACAGGCUGGUUUGGAACUGUGGUGGAAUAUGGAGCAGAGAGGAAGAUCAGCCGGCACAGUGUCCUAUCAGCCACUGUCAGCAUAGGUGUGCCUCAGGGAGUCACCCUCAAGAUCAGGUUGUCCCGGGCCAGUCAGACAUACCUGUUCCCGGUCCACCUGACAGAUCAGCUGCUGCCCAGUGCCAUCUUCUAUGCAACCGUGGGACCCGUGCUGUUCUACUUGGCUAUCCACAGGCUGAUCAUCAUACCAUAUACACAAGCACAGAAAGACCAAGAGCUGGAGUUGCAAAGGAAAAGCUCUGCCACAGAUAUUGCUAAGAAGAAGCAGGAAGCAGAGUCAGCUGUUUUGCUGAUGCAAGAGUCUGUGAGGAGAAUCAUAGAGGCAGAAGAAUCAAAAAUGGGUCUGAUCAUUUUGAAUGCUUGGUAUGGGAAAUUUGUGUUGGACAUCAACCAGAAGCAGGAGAAAGCCAAGGUGAUCGACGUCACCAUCCCCCUGCAGUGCCUGGUCAAAGACUCCAAACUCAUCCUCACAGAAGCCUCUAAGGCCGGGUUGCCUGGAUUCUAUGACCCCUGUGUAGGAGAAGAGAAAAGUCUGAAAUUGCUGUACCAGUUCAGAGGUGUCAUGCACCAAGUGCUGUCUGCAGAUACCGAGUCCCUGCGGAUACCCAAGCAAUCUCACAGGAUUGAGUCAGAGUCCUAGGAGUUCUCUUCUGUUGGAGCACCUGAGGGCAAAUGAAGGCCCAGCCUUUCUAUGAACAGGAGGAUGCAAGAAUGGAAGAAGACAUCACACUUAUGCCUGUUUUGCUCCUUUGGUCCUCAUUUGUCAUGGUAUUAGUGAAUAUAUUUAACAGUUCCUGUACUCUUCUUCCUUUGCUUUGGGCCAUCACUGCGGUUUAACAGAAUACACAAAUGAGCUUGAGGUUUUACAAGGUUUUGCCCUUAGAGUCUACUUUGCUGCAGCUGACAGGUCUGUUGAAGGAGAUCAGACAUCAGCGCUGGAUAUAGUUAGUACGUGCUCUGAAGAAAAGGAUUUUUAGUCGCCGCUGACAUACUGACUAUUCCCAGUGAUGUACUGAAGUGCUCAAAUGGAUGUUCUCGGAAUUCAUAAUGUCAAGCACGUAGCUGUGCAGUUGAGUUGUAGAGUCAUUUUACCCCAAGUAAGUGUAAUUUUUGUUCUUAAAUGUGUCCUUAUACUAUAAUCAUUACUCAUCCAAAUUUUUAUGAUAAAUCUAUUCAGGAGAGUGAAAACAGACA
Molecule: messenger RNA, 2288 nt
Organism: Thalassophryne amazonica
Lineage: Eukaryota; Metazoa; Chordata; Actinopteri; Batrachoidiformes; Batrachoididae
Product: dnaJ homolog subfamily C member 11-like
Exons: 17
Coding region: 52-1734 (560 amino acids)
Biological process (GO): cristae formation
Source: RefSeq, a predicted model, not a curated record